GGCGAGGAAGGCAGGUCCAAGCCCUACACUUAUCUCUCCAGUCUCGACACCUUUCUUUUUCCAUUCAUUAUCAUAUCCAAUUUACUACCACAACUCUGCCGCUGAAAUGGUCACAAAUAUCCGAAACGUGAUUGUCAUCGGAGCCAGCGGGAAUGUGGGUAGAUCAUCUAUCAAGGCCUUGCAGGCGGAGGGUUUUGAGGUGACCGGGCUUACGCGGGAGUCGUCGGACUCAAUCUUGCCCGCAAACGUCCGGCACAUCAAGUCCGAUUUCUCACAGCCCUCCUUGCAAGAGGCUUUCAGAGGCCAAGAUGCGGUUGUUAGUGCAGUCUCCAGCAUCAUCCCCGGCGAUGCAUUGGCCCAGCAAAAAUCGUUCAUCGAUGCUGCUCUCGCGGCUGGCGUCAAGAUUUUCAUCCCGUCUGAGUACGGAGUCGACACUGGGGAGAUUCCCUCGCCAGACUUUAUUCCGUUCUUAGUGGACAAACGUCACGCUGUCGAUUAUCUUAAACAGCAUCAAGAGAGAAUGUCAUGGACGGCGGUGAUCUCGGGCGGGAUGUUCGACUGGGGAUUGAAUAUCCCCGGCUUUGGAGGUUGGGAUCUACCUGCGCGCAAGGUUACUAUCUUUGACGACGGGGACAUUCCUUUUGAGGCGACUAGCCUUGAUCAGGUCGGUAGGGCCAUCGCCAAGUGCUUGAAGAAGCCCGAUCUCACCAUGAACAACUACAUUUACGUCAAUAGCUUCACCAUCACGCAAAACCAAGUUCUGAAAACCGUCGAGAAAAUCACCAAUGAGAAAUUCACUGUCAUGAAAGAUUCCGUCGAUGAUCUGUGGACGUCUGGUGCUUCAAAAUGGAAAGAAGGUCAGCCGUUGGGUGUUUUGGCUAUGAUUGCUGGAACUGUAUACGGGCAGGGAAAUCUCAAUCACUUUUCAGUGACCAAGGGAUUGUGGAAUGAGAGAUUGGAUCUGCAACAGGAGGAUCUUGAAGUCUUUCUGCGAGACUACCUUGCCAAGAAAUAGUGACAAUAGGAGCUCUCCGAGCGAAGAUUUUAUACAUCGACCUUUUUGUCUGAAAACUUCUUUCCACCCAACCUGAAGGGUUUUUCGUACGCAAACAGGUUACAUGGUUCAAGACUAGGCGAUAUAUCCCUCCACCCCACGGUGCCCGGGAUCUAGCAUGAGGUUUCGCAAGUAGGAUAAAUUGAGCCAUGAUCCAUGCCCCGAAUUUGAACCGAGGUAUA
Messenger RNA from Aspergillus uvarum CBS 121591, 1236 nucleotides. RefSeq names its product aromatic alcohol reductase. Lineage: Eukaryota; Fungi; Ascomycota; Eurotiomycetes; Eurotiales; Aspergillaceae. The record is from RefSeq and is a predicted model, not a curated record. The transcript has a single exon. Gene Ontology annotation, molecular function: oxidoreductase activity. Bases 107 to 1015 code for a protein of 302 amino acids.